This is a messenger RNA of Lottia gigantea (owl limpet), 705 nucleotides long. RefSeq lists its product as hypothetical. Lineage: Eukaryota; Metazoa; Mollusca; Gastropoda; Lottiidae. The transcript has a single exon. The coding region runs from base 1 to 705 and encodes 234 amino acids. The record is from RefSeq and is a predicted model, not a curated record.
AUGUCCAGCUAUUACAAACUUCAUCUUCACAAUGUCAAGAUAUUACAAACUUCAUCUUCACAAUGUCCAGCUAUUACAAACUUCAUCUUCACAAUGUCAAGUUAUUACAAACUUCAUCUUCACAAUGUCAAGAUAUUACAAACUACAUCUUCACAAUGUCAAGCUAUUACUAACUUCAUCUUCACAAUGUCAAGCUAUUACAAACUACAUCUUCACAAUGUCAAGUUAUUACAAACUUCAUCUUCACAAUGUCCAGCUAUUACAAACUUCAUCUUCACAAUGUCAAGAUAUUACAAACUUCAUCUUCACAAUGUCAAGCUAUUACAAACUACAUCUUCACAAUGUCAAGCUAUUACAAACUUCAUCUUCACAAUGUCAAGCUAUUACAAACUACAUCUUCACAAUGUCAAGCUAUUACAAACUACAUCUCCACAAUGUCAAGCUAUUACAAACUUCAUCUUCACAAUGUCAAGCUAUUACAAACUACAUCUUCACAAUGUCAAGCUAUUACAAACUACAUCUUCACAAUGUCAAGCUAUUACAAACUUCAUCAUCACAAUGUCAAGUUAUUACAAACUACAUCUUCACAAUGUCAAGCUAUUACAAACUACAUCUUCACAAUGUCAAGCUAUUACAAACUACAUCUUAACAAUGUCAAGCUAUUACAAACUACAUCUUCACAAUGUCAAGCUAUUACAAACUUGA